Molecule: messenger RNA, 1869 nt
Organism: Melozone crissalis (California towhee)
Lineage: Eukaryota; Metazoa; Chordata; Aves; Passeriformes; Passerellidae
Product: sodium-dependent neutral amino acid transporter B(0)AT3-like
Exons: 12
Coding region: 1-1869 (622 amino acids)
Biological process (GO): sodium ion transmembrane transport
Cellular component (GO): plasma membrane
Source: RefSeq, a predicted model, not a curated record
AUGCCACAAGAUUUAUCAGCAACACCUGAAACCCCCAAAGAAGAUGGCAGACCCAAGUGGGACAAUAAGUUCCAGUACAUUUUGAGCUGUAUCGGAUUUGCCGUUGGCCUGGGGAACGUGUGGCGCUUUCCAUACUUGUGUCAGAUACACGGAGGCGGGGCUUUCCUGAUCCCAUACUUCAUCGCUCUUGUCUUUGAAGGAAUCCCACUGCUACACCUCGAGCUGGCCCUUGGGCAGAGCCUGAGGAAAGGCAGCAUUGGAGCCUGGAACACCAUCUCUCCUUACCUUGGAGGCAUUGGAGUUGGUUCAUGGAUGGUGUCGAUUCUGGUGAGCUUAUUCUACAACACUGUUUUAACUUGGGUGAUGUGGUAUUUCAUAAACUCCUUCCAAGAACCUCUUCCUUGGAGUGUUUGUCCUCUAAAUGAAAACAGAACAGGGUUUAAUGAAGAAUGUUAUGAAAGCACUGCAGUAAAUUAUUUCUGGUACAGGAAAACUUUGAACAUAACACCUGAUAUUGCUGAGAGUGGCACGUUCCAGUGGUGGCUCAUUUUGUGCUUAGCAGCUUGCUGGGCAAUUGUCUAUCUCUGCACCAUCCGAGGAAUUGAAACCACAGGGAAGGCAAUUUAUGUCACAGCAAUAUUUCCAUAUCUGGUCCUGACUAUAUUCCUUAUUCAAGGACUCACUCUACCAGGAGCCACCGAAGGUCUGAUUUACCUCUUCACCCCUAAUCUGAACACUUUGAAAAAUCCCAGUGUGUGGCUUGAUGCAGCUACACAGAUUUUCUUCUCUCUCUCUUUGGCUUUUGGAGGGCUUAUUGCAUUUGCGAGCUACAAUCCAGCAAAAAAUGACUGUGAAAAGGAUGCUGUGACAGUAGCAAUUGUGAACAGCAUGACAUCCCUCUAUGCUUCCAUCCCAGUCUUUUCUGUUUUGGGGUUUAAAGCAACCACAGCCUACUGGGACUGCUUGGACAGGAACAUUAUCAAUAUCAUCAAUGAAUUUGAUCUUCCAGAAGAAAGCAUCAUGCGACAGAACUAUACAUCCUGGAUUAGUUUUUUGAAUUCAUCAUAUCCAGGAAAAAUUGCUGGACUCAAACUGAAAAGCUGUGAUCUUCAAGAAUUUCUUGAUCAGAGCGUCUCAGGAACUGGCUUGGCUUUCAUUGUUUUCACUCAAGCUAUCAUCCUCAUGCCAGGCUCCCAAGCCUGGGCCAUCCUGUUUUUCAUCAUGUUGUUCAGCUUGGGCCUUUCUUCCAUGUUUGGAAACAUUGAGGGUGUCUUCACUCCUCUUCUAGAGCUUCAAAUUCUACCUAAAUCAGCACCUAAAGAGCUAUUAUCUGGCAUAAUAUGUCUAAUUAGCUUCCUCAUUGCUCUGUGUUUUACACUGGGUUCAGGGAGUUACUGGAUUGACAUUUUUGACAGAUAUGCAGCUUCAGUGCCUCUUUUAGUCAUCGCUUUUUUUGAAGUGAUUGGAGUUGUGUACAUCUAUAAAAUUAAAAGGUUCAGUGAAGAUGUGGAAUGGAUGACCGGAAGAAAACUCAGUCUCUUCUGGCAGAUCACAUGGAGGUUUAUUAGCCCUCUGCUCCUGCUAAUUGUCUUCAUGGCCUUUGUUACUCUUCAGAUGCAGAAGUCACCAAGCUACACAGCCUGGAACCCUAAAUAUGAAGGCUUCCCCAUGAAAGAGGAGAAAGUUUAUCCACGUUGGGUACAGGCCAUUUGUGUGCUGCUGGCUGCCCUUCCUUGUGUGUGUAUACCUCUGGUAGCGCUCUUCCACCUGGCCAAACAAAAGCGCAGGAGCAAGGAGCCAAGCCUUGUACCACCAGAAGUCUCCUCCUGUCAGGGGGCUAACAGCAACUUUUCUCAUCCAAAAGAAUAA